AUGGCGAAAUGGAGCAUUCUGCUCUUGGUUGGGUAUGCGCUGGCAGCCUGCUCGGACGACGAUUGCGAGGUGGAGGCUAUGGAGGUGACGCUCCUGCAGACCAAGAUGGAGCUUUUCGAGACCCCCACUGACGUUCCCCCUGGCACUGCCGCGGUCGCCGCCACGGCGGCGCCCGUCGCGGAGCCCUUGGCGCCCGUGGCCGCGGCGCCCGCCGCGGCGCCCGCGACCGCGGCGCCCGUGGCGAAGAAGUUGGUGCCGGAGGACGCAGCGGCGGCAGCCUAUACCUCGCCCCCGUGCACCGGGGAUGGGCGCUUGGACCAGAACGCAGCGUGCAAGUACAACCCGAGCUGGUCCGGCUGCGUCCACUCGCCCGGGUGCAACUGGCAUGGCCAGAGCUACUUCGGCGGAUGGUGCGAAGGCGGCCCCACCUGCGUGUAUCUGCCCAGCCGGGCCGUGUGCAUGGGCAUCAGCGCGGGCUGCGCCUGGCAGGAGGCCACGGCGCCCUUGAACCUGACGGAGGGGGAGGUAGAGGCGGCCAUGGCCUCCCAGGUGGCCGCGGCCGCCUGGAGCGCGGCGGCCUCCGCGGCGCAGGCGGCGCUGGAGCACUCCAACUGCUUCGGCGACGGUACUCCCGCGCAGAACCAGGCCUGCCGGUACCACGUCUACUGGGGUACCUGCGUGCUCACCGCCGGGUGCAACUGGCACGGGGAGUCGGCGCUGGGCGGGUGGUGCACCGGCGGGGUGCAGUGCACCUACCAGCCUUUGGCCGCCACCUGCGUGGCCACCCCGGGCUGCUUCUGGGCCACCGCCACGGCCCCGCUGAUGAUCCCCAUGAAGGUGCCUGCAAAAUACCAUCAUUUCCGGGGAGAGUUGAAGUGCCGCAACGUUUGCGGAAGGAAGCACGGGGAACGACGCUCGCGCGUCCGAUGCGCCAUGGUGGGGCGCUUCGAGAGCGCCGAGCUGAAGCGGGACGCGCUGGCUCAUGAGGAGCUGAGUCUGCAGAUUUCCCCCGCCUUGGCUUCAAUCCGCGGGCCCGCCGCGCCUCGUGUCGCGCGCCUGUCGCUUCCCAUGGCCGCGGAGCAGCGGCGGCUCCUGGCCGCCGGCGCCUUCGCCGCGGCGGCGGAGGCGGCGCCAAAGCUGGCGGCGGUGGAGAGGGCGGCGCUGCUGGCGGAGCUGUGGCCGAAGGUGCAGGUGGCCCUCCGCGCGGACGCGUCCGCGUCCGCGCCAAACGGCGCGGCGCUAGCGUGGCUGGCGGCGGCCGCGGACCUGCGGCCGCAGGAGCUGGAGCCUGCGGCGCUGCAGCCUCUGGCCGGGCUCGCCGCCCUGGCCCCCGACUUGGCGCACGCCGCGGAAGCCCCGGGCGCCGGGCCGGGCGCGGCGGAGGCCGCCUGCCGCGCGCUGCGGAACUUGGCGCGGCUGCCGCGGCUGCGGCGGCCGCUGGCGGCCGCGGCGGCCGCGGCGGUGGCGAAGCUGGCGGAGGACGCGGCGCUCUGCGGCUCCGCCGCGGCGGCGCUGUGCAACCUGGGCUGCUGCCCGGAGGCCUCCUCUCUCCGAACCGAACGGGCGUGUCUGGGCGAAGCGCACCAAACGUCCGGCAAGGUGGUGCAGGAGGGGCGCCCAGCCACGGUGCGCGCUCUGCCAGCGUUGCUGCGCCACCUGCCGCACCUGCCGCCGGCAGAGGCCGACGACGUCGCGGCGUGCGUGGGCGUGGUGAUCUCGGGGCCCUUGGAGGCGGUGCCCCUGGAGAGCGUGGUCAGCCCUUUGGUGGAUGCGCUGGGGCAUGAGGACCCAGUGCUCACGGGCACGCUGCUGGAGGUGCUCUGCGAUCUGGUGGUUGCCUCAGGCCCCGGGGGCGCCGUGGCACCCAUGCUCGCGGCCCAGAAGAGGUUCGCCGCGGGCCUGCCGGCGCAGCUUCGCAGGGCGCCGGCGCUGCGGCUCUGCGUGCUGCUGCAGGACUUCCCUGGCUUUCGGGACGCCUUCCGGGCGGCUGGGGGCGUCGAGGCGCUGCGGGCCCUGAUACCACCUCCUUCGAAGGCGGCCGGGUACAAGGUCCAGUUCUGCCAGCUGAGGUGCGAAGGCCCGGACUGCGCGUGUGAUGGUCCGGGUGCCCCGACUGCGCCGCCGAGUCGACAAGAGGUUGCAGAACAGCUCUUGGAAGUCUUCGCGGAGCUCUGCGCCCGGGGCCUCUUGGGCCACAUGGCCUGCCUGCUGGGCGUAGCCAUCGCCGUGCUGGGCGUGGUGGGCAUCGCCUCCCCCCUGGUGGCGCUGGAUGCGCUGCCGGUGUUCCACUUUGGCAGCCCGGCCCUGCCGGCGCCCAGCGGAAGCUCCGGCGCAGGAUCCGCUCCUGCCGAGCCCUAUGCCUACGCUUCCACUGAAGUGGGCCAUGUCGGCAGCUAUGUGGACUAUGGCUGGGCGCCGGAGGUUCCUCCGCGGGAGACCAGCCGCUUGCACGUGGACUUCUCCCUGAUAACGAUGAUGGUCACCCUGCUGGCGGUUUGUGCCCUGCCGCCGCUCCUGCGAGCCCCCGCCAGCCCGGCCUGGGACGCCAGCUACGCGGCGCCAGGCGCGGCGGGCGGCGGCUUCCCGCUGCGGGACCUGCUGUCGGGGCCCGGGCGGCGCCUCAUCGACGUGAAGCCCGGGGAGCUCGCCCAAGGCGCGGGUAGCGGCUACGGCUACGGGGGCUACGGCGGCUACGGCGGCAGCGGCUUCGGCGCCUUCGGAACUGCGGCCCCGGCAAAUCCUUGGAGUGGCGCACAGGGAGCGCUGGGAUCGGGGAUGGCCAUGGGAGCCAUGGGAGCCAUGGGGCCCAUGGGAGCCAUGGGGCCCAUGGGGCCUGCGCCCAUGGAUUGGACGGCGCCGGGUGCGGGGUCGUGGAACACGGCGGUGCCGUCGCCCUACGGCAGCGGUUUGGGCGUGGGGCCUUCCCAAACGUUGGGCGGCAGCCACAGCCACAUGGGAAGUCAGACGAACCAGGCGCACCAGGGCAUGCAGUCCUACCCCUGGCGCGGCUUCGGGGCGGGGCCCACAGAGACAGAGGUCCAAGAGACCUACGCCAUGUUCGGCGUGCAGCUGCAGCAGUGGGUCCCCGCCAUUGCUGCAGCCAUCGACCAAGAGGUCAUUGGCCCAGUGCUGCGGCAGCUGGAAGAGAGCGAUCAGCUCUGGCUGCAAGCCUUGGGCCCGCGAGGCUGGCGCCUGAGCACCGAGCCCCCGCAGCACCCAGGCCACAGAUACGGUCUGGGCAUCGCCAGCGCUCAGGAGAUCUCCGUCUUCGACCGGAACCUGCCGAAGCCCUUCUGCGACGACCCGCAGGCGAGCCAACAGUGGCAGAGGCGGCAGCAGCUGGAAACCUUUCUGGUGCACCCGAGCUUUCCGCUUAGCUCGCGGCAGUAUGUGCUGGAGCGGCUCCGGGAUUGGCGCCAGCGGGGCGUGCUGAGUGGGGUCCGGCAGGACGACUGGCGGCCCAACGGGACCAUGCCUACAGAUGCACACAUUCUGGAGAAUGUGGUCUUCCGCAUGCUGAACCUCUCGCUGGAGUUCUGCGACUGCUUCCUGGCUUCGGGGCAAUCUCCGCCGCAGGUGAAGCACCUGGGCCAGGACCCCACUUGCUUCCUGCGGCAGACGGUGGACCAAACUCUGACGCCGAAGCCGGCGCCCCACUACGAGGUGGUGGUGCUGCAAAAGAUGUGGAGGCUGCGGGCAGGCAACCGCAACCUGCUGGAGGCGCUGGCGCUGCUUUUGCACUUCCUGCGGAAGCACUCCAGGUCCUACACCAGCUUCCCGCAGUCCCUGCGGAACGUGCUGGAGGGUCAAAACUCGAGUGCCUGGUCGAGCAUCCAGAAUCUCUACAACCGAUUCUUUUAA
Molecule: messenger RNA, 3861 nt
Organism: Effrenium voratum
Lineage: Eukaryota; Dinophyceae; Suessiales; Symbiodiniaceae
Source: the annotation of a GenBank genome assembly